Molecule: messenger RNA, 715 nt
Organism: Aspergillus heteromorphus CBS 117.55
Lineage: Eukaryota; Fungi; Ascomycota; Eurotiomycetes; Eurotiales; Aspergillaceae
Exons: 1
Coding region: 68-484 (138 amino acids)
Source: RefSeq, a predicted model, not a curated record
UAAACAAUUUGCAUAACUCCGAAUAAUUAUCCACUGUGUAAUAAUAAUAAUAAUAAAAAUAAUCGUCAUGAAAGGAAUUAAACCGGCAGAAAAUCGGGCGUCGGAAAUCGGCGCUCCUAACCUCCGCCUCCGACCGCUCGCCCUUCCCUGUCGCUCUCGCUCUCGGCGACGGAACCCUCCAUUCUUUUCUUCCUCUCCUUCUCCCCCGACCGCAACCGCAACCGCAACCGUGAAGAACCGUCCCGUCGUCCCAUGGCUAGAUAGGCUAGUCCAGCAGAUCAAGAACCUUAGGGACGGAACUGGUCUAGGGUCAAUCAAUCCCACCCGGAACUACGGCAAUAAUAAGCUCGCAAGGUUUGGGUUUUUUCUGCCGGUUUUAUUUUUUUUUUUUCGAUUAGUGAUUGCUUGCUUGCUUCGGAGGGGAUGGACUUUGGUUUGGUUGUUUCCGGGCCGAGGGUGGGUUACUACUUACUUGAGCCCGUGACACUACCUACUCUGGUUGGCACGGGUCACUAAAAUGACUCUUAUUCAGGGUUGACUCAUCGGGUGUCGGCACGGGCUCUGGUUUCCUUCCUUCCCCCUGGUGUCAGUCUGUCCUGUCAGACAAAGGGAUGCAUCCAACCUCCCUCUGUGCCUGGAAAAACCACGCGUCUCUUUAUUGAGGGACGUUGCUUUCUUUACCUGGAUUAUCUAAAAACAAGGGGCGAUCCUACCG